This is a messenger RNA of Corythoichthys intestinalis (scribbled pipefish), 933 nucleotides long. Its product is annotated as putative gustatory receptor clone PTE01. The transcript has 2 exons. The annotation marks the transcript as partial. Gene Ontology annotation, molecular function: odorant binding; G protein-coupled receptor activity; olfactory receptor activity. Gene Ontology annotation, cellular component: membrane. The record is from RefSeq and is a predicted model, not a curated record. Gene Ontology annotation, biological process: detection of chemical stimulus involved in sensory perception of smell; G protein-coupled receptor signaling pathway. Lineage: Eukaryota; Metazoa; Chordata; Actinopteri; Syngnathiformes; Syngnathidae.
AUGAGCUCUAUUUUCUUGAACGGAUCUCAGAUCCUUAUAACUCUUGGUGGCUAUGUUAAUUUGGAUAAGUAUAGAUAUGUUUACUUUGUGUCUCUUUUAACAGUUUAUGUGUUCAUCAUCUGCUCUAAUUGCAGCAUUAUCGGUCUCAUCUGGAAUCACAGGAAUCUUCACGAGCCCAUGUACAUUUUUAUUGCAGCUUUGUGUCUCAACUCGCUUAUGUACAGCACUGUUAUAUAUCCCAAACUGUUUGUUGACAUCUUGUCUCACAGGCAGAGCAUUUCUCACUCGGCCUGUAUGUUGCAGUUGUUCUUUUUUUACACUUUUGGUAUUGCAGACUUCUUUCUCUUGGCAGCCAUGGCUUACGACAGGUAUGUGUCCAUCUGCAAGCCUCUCCAAUAUGCAACUACAAUGAACACAAGCAGAGUCACCGUUCUGAUAGCUUUGUCGUGGUUUCUCGCUGCCUGCCUGACCGCAGCAGCAACUAGCAUCAAUGCAAAGCAAAAAAUGUGCCGGUUUGACUCAGUGGGAAUUUUCUGCAACAGUUCCAUAACGAAUCUUCACUGUGUAAGAUCCAAAAUGCUGGCCGUUAUCGCUGUGUUAAUCUUUUUCAAUGGUGUGUUUGUCCCCAUGCUGUUCAUCCUCUUCACAUAUAUAAGGAUAUUCAUUGUUGUGUAUCGUCGUAGCAGUCGAGACCAGGAAAAGGCAGCUGAGACCUGCUUACCUCACAUGAUAGUUUUGAUUAACUUCUGUUGUUUGGCUGCGUUCGAUGUCAUCGCGACCCGAGUGGAUUCUGAGCUCCCAAAGAGCAUUCGCCUGAUGAUGAUAUUGCAAACGGCGGUGUGGAGUCCUCUCUUCAAUCCAAUCAUAUACGGACUGAGGAUGAAAAGUAUCCGGAAAUAUAUCAACAUGUUGUUACAUCACAUUGUCAAAUAA